This is a messenger RNA of Paramuricea clavata, 201 nucleotides long. NCBI's taxonomy places the organism in Eukaryota, Metazoa, Cnidaria, Anthozoa, Malacalcyonacea, Plexauridae. The record is from the annotation of a GenBank genome assembly.
GCUGUUAACGAUCUUUAUCAACUAUCGGGUCAAGGUACAUUCGAAAAACUGUUUGAAUUGUCUGUUGGUUUAAAUAGAUUAUACAGAUCUGAGAAUAUAUUUGACAAAGAUAUUAUGAAAAACUUAUUGUUCGCCGUGGAAAAAGUCGAUAGAGUUGCAGAUAGUUUAAUUCCCGAACAUUACAAUCCAACGUCAAACUGA